Siniperca chuatsi (mandarin fish) is the source of this 10022-nucleotide messenger RNA. It is a transcript of the gene atxn1a, whose product is annotated as ataxin 1a. The record is from RefSeq and is a predicted model, not a curated record. The coding region runs from base 965 to 3415 and encodes 816 amino acids. Gene Ontology annotation, cellular component: nucleus. Gene Ontology annotation, molecular function: protein binding; RNA binding. Gene Ontology annotation, biological process: nervous system development; negative regulation of transcription by RNA polymerase II. The transcript is spliced from 5 exons. Lineage: Eukaryota; Metazoa; Chordata; Actinopteri; Centrarchiformes; Sinipercidae.
GGGGGCAGAGAGCUAUGCUGUGCGCUGCAAACAUCAUUAGGAGGGGAGACGCUUUCCACCGUCAGCUCCGGAGCAGAGCAGGGGAGCCCUGGCAACAAGGAGAGACACAAACUCAGCAACCCGUUACACCCUACAGGAACGGUGACAGCACCUACAGACAGACAGACAGACUUGGACAGACGGCGUAGGCACCCGGAACGCUUCUCUCCCAUUGGUGGAGAGAUCCAGACUUCACACUAGGACUGCAGCGCCAGUCGGUUGUUGGCUCUCAACUAAGCAGCAGGCUCCACCUACUCCGCCCAAGUAGCUCUGCCUGCACAGGGAGUGCUGAGUCCCUGAGUCAACACACUGCAUUCUAGGAUAGUCUGGAACCCUCUCCAUGGGCUGUACCACCUGCUGACAAACCAGGGGGGUCUGGAGGAGUUGUGUUGAAUGAGGAUUGUGCUGCGUGCCGGCGGGCUUGCUUUUGCAGGGAAAUGAUUCCGCAUGAAGUGCGACGCACUCGGCCCCCCGUCGUCCUCGGCGGCAGCAGCAGGUGUGACGUCGUGACACUCUCCCCUACCACACUGAGCUCAUACUUCAGCCGCUAAAGACCCCUGGACCAAACAGACCGCCCUACCCCUCCCCUCUAACCACCCCUCCAAAUCUUCAUCUCCAUCUUUAAUCCGUACUCACCUGCUUGUUAGGGCCUGGAUUGUCUUUGUUAUCAAGAAAAAGACCUGAUUCAACAGCCUUGGGUGAGUUGGAUAGAGAGGGAAAUAGAGAAAAGAUUGGGAAAGUUAAUUCAUAGCUUAAUUCAUAGCUUAUUAAAGUGAGACACGGGACAGAUCAUCAAAAGUGAGAAAAAGAAACAGGAAAGUAUAAAACAAAGUCAGAGAGAGAGAGAACAAAAAAGAAAGAAAAAGCUAUAGUCCAAAAGUUAAGGAAAGAUAACGCAAGUUGAGGGACGUGAGGCGAAGUCAGCAUGAAGUCCAACCAGGAACGCAGUAAUGAAUGUCUGCCCCCAAAGAAGAGAGAGAUCCCCUCAAGCACAUUACCAUCUGAAAAUCGCUCACCCACCAUACCACCUGCCAGUGACAGCCAGCGCACAGAGAACAUGGCUUGGCUUGCCAGUGUGGCUGGUGGGAAUGAGAGUGCCGUGGGUGGGCACCGUAGCUCCAGUCAGUCUGAGGGGCCCCCGUAUAAAUCCCUCUUCUCCACAUCAGACUCUUCAUCCUCCUCUUCCUCACUGAGGCUAGUCUCAUCUCUUCCUACAGUGUAUACGUCCCCCCUGUCACAGUCCACAGUUGGAGGAACUGUCCAUUACACCCAACUGCCUCCCAACCUGCAGUUUAUAGCCUCACCCUACACUGCCCCAUACACAGGCUACAUCUCUCCUCAUCUGCUUCCACCUCCUCCUCCACCUCCCCCCCUCUCCUCCUCCUCCUCUUUUGUUGCACAGAGACCCUCACACACAGAGACAGUCUCUGCUCCUUCACAGGCCUCCAAACAUGACCAGCAGAGAGUGUCCACGGGGCGCACCUCCAUGCCUCCUCCUUCUACAGACCCCGCCCCUCACCAUGUUCAAUUGUCAACCUCCCCACGGACUGUGCCGUCGCCUCAUCACCAAGGAGGCAUUCACCUUCCUCCCCAGUCACUGCACCACCACCAUACUUUGGGACAUGGGAUGUCCCAGGUUGUGGUGCAGUAUGUGGAUGGACCCAACAGGAAAGAGGAAGGUGGCUCCAGACACAGAGAGCUCCACAAUGGAGAGCUGGAAAGGGGCCGGCGGUUCCCUGAGUCUAGCCUCUCCAAGCCAGGGAGCAAAUCACGGGACGCCACUUCUUCUGUGUCCUCCUAUGAGGCCCGCCAGCUGGUUCUGCCAUCAGACUAUUCUACUCGUGAUCCCUCAGGGCUGAGAACCUCUUUCAUGCUAAUGCCCAACAGCCAUGGGGACCACCAGCUGGUACCACCCAGAGCCAGCCCUGAGAAGCUGACAACCUCUGCCCCCACACACCUGGAGAAAGGUGGCAUCAUCCUGGGCCAGCCUGUCAAUCGCACAUCCACAUCCUCUAAUACCACCUCCUCUUUCACUUUUCCACCCCCAUUAAGUGUCGACAGCCUGAAAGCUGCUGUCAGCACGCUGUCGCCCCAGACCGUUAUCCAGACCACCCACAACGCUACAGAGUCAAUGUCAAUGGGGCUCCCUGCCACCAGUAUCUACCCUCAGCCACCUAUCAUUGGUUACAUCGCAGGCGGCAGUGGGAGCCAGCAUACACCAAUCAGCUACCACACCAGCCUACAACAACACUUACUCAUUCCUGGCGCCCAGCCAGUCAUUAUCCCUGUUAGUGGAGGUGGAGUCACCACAUUGGAACCUAUAACCUCCCACAUAACAUCAUCUACUCAAGCCGCACCAUUUCCUACCACACUCCCACACACAUACAUUGCUGCCACUGCCCCCAAAGGAGAAACUCUGGAAACCCCCAGCGGCUCGUAUCACCAGGCCACUUCAGGUGCAGUGGUCCAAGCCCAGCUUCAUCUCCCCAUUGUUCCGCCGGGGCUGGUUGCUUCUUCUGCUCCUCCUCCAUCAUCCAGUACGGUGGUGCCCCCCUCACUCCCCCCAUAUUUCAUCAAGGGCUCCAUCAUCCAGCUGGCCGAUGGGGAACUAAAACGAGUGGAGGACCUGAAGACAGAAGAUUUCAUCCAGAGUGCCGAGAUCAGCAGUGAGCUGAAGAUCGACUCAUCCACAGUGGAACGCAUUGAAGGGAGCCACACCUCACCCAACUUUGCUGUGGUUCAGUUCUCUGUUGGUGAGCACCGUGCACAGGUGAGUGUUGAGGUCUUGGUGGAGUACCCUUUCUUCGUCUUUGGCCAAGGCUGGUCUUCAUGCUGCCCUGACCGAACCACCCAGCUUCUGGAGCUGCCUUGCACCAAGCUGUCUGUGGGUGAUGUUUGUAUUUCACUCACCCUCAAGAAUCUGAGGAACGGAUCAUUGAAGAAGACUCAGCCCCUGGAGCUGGCCACUCCUACCUCUGUCCCAGCCUCCAGCCAUGGGCACCUCAAACCCCACAGAGCUGUCUCAGACGCUCCCCAAAGCUGCAGUGGAGGAGGCUCCAGGCACAGCGAGCGGGAGAAUGGCAUCAGCCAACAAGGGAAGGGUGGAAAUGGGAAUGGGAGUGGAGGGUGUACCAAUGUGGAAAAUGGGGAUCUCAUGUUUGGGGAAAGAGGGUCAGUUUCUAAAGGUCAGGUUGCCAGCAGUGCAGAAGCUGGCUCCAGUAAGCCAUCAAGAGGCAGGAAACGGAGAUGGUCUGCCCCUGAAGGUCGAAAAGUAGAAAAAUCAGAGGAGGAGCCACCCUUGACCCUGCCCAAACCCUCUUUCAUCCCUCAUGAGGUGAAAGUCAGCAUUGAGGGAAGGUCGAAUAUUGGCAAGUGAAGGCUAGCAGGACUGUUAAAUAACCAUUGGGAUUUGGAAAAAAAACAUAAAAGGAUUCUACAAAAAAAACAUGAAUGCCCACAUUAAUGUUUCAUUUGUCUUGGUUUUAAAGUUUUGUUUUCUGUUUUUAUUUUUCUAUCUUGAAUACUGUACUGUAGAGGUAAAUUUACCCUACAUGGUAUCACCUUACAUCAAGUCCUUGUAGUUUAUAACACAUUUUUUAUAGAUGGAUUUGAUAUCACACAAGCAAUCGGUGCCGUUUUGGUGGUUUUAAUGAGAUUACUUAUGGUGAGGGAUUUGACAAGCGUGCUAAAUGUUUAUUGGUGGCUGUGCGGCACACAGGAGCAAUGCUUGAUGGCUCUUCUUGGCUGGCUACACAUUACGCAUUAUGUAAAUUUCAAAUUGAAUUAGCUCACAGUUAGCUUCUUGAGAGUGAUUUCAGUCCCUGUGCACUGCUAGCGAGGCUGCCUGGAUGAUCCCACCACCUCUCACGCCAGUGGUUUUACACUGGGCCACAGGAGUGAUGUAACAUCAGCUGAUCCUGAGCAUGAAGGAUUUGUGGGUAAAUCAUGAAAUGUUUCAUUUUCUAAAUCAGAGAGGGAGUUGUAAUUAUUCAGUGUCAUCAGGGUGUGCCAGACCUGACCAGUGAUGUCAUCAGGUGGUGCCAGUGUGCCACACAAUAAAGGGGGAACAACACUUACUCUGUUCAGUUUGGUGACAGUGGAGUCUUGACUAUCAUCUUGAGCAUUUUAAUUUUAAAAAAAAUUUCUUAAGCCCCUCGUCUUCUAUCUCACCAGAUAGUUGUUUUCAAGGAUUGUCAAAAACUUUUUAUCAGGAGUCAUUUAGUCCUAGACUGAACCUAGGUGGGUCAAUGUUAAUGUAUAAAUGUGAGAUACCCUAACCUAAUACAUACAAGUGCAAACACACUGGGUUGGCGAACUUCACUUUAAGAAAAUGUUAAGAGGAAGACUUCACACAAUCCUCAUCGUUUUUUGAUGAAUUUCUUUUUAAUUUUUUAAUCGAGAAAGGCUGUGUGAGCGGAACCGAGAGAAUCUGCAUGUCAGUUCUGAGAGGGUCAAGAUGUUUCAAAGCACUUAACACACCUGUCACACUCACCAUACAGCCGACAAAUUUUUGUUGUCUCUUUAUUUACGCAGUACUGUAUGUUGUAUGUUUUUAGAUUUUUUUAUUUAGACAAGGGUAGAAAGUAGCAACAGCACUUUGGAAAGGUGAAGCUUUUGGAAAACUGAAGGGGUUGUUUGGUAACGGGGGAGCGGAUGUGUCAUUGGAUCACAAAGAAAGGGAUGAUUGUGACAGGUUUUGGAGAAAAUUCCAGUCAGUAGAUGGGUUAGAGAAAAAUGUAUGGUGACAAAAGGAAUUAGAAAUACGGUGGUUUUCCGCAUGUGCGCUUGUACAGCCAGCUAUCCAUGCAAAAGCUAGGGGAAAGUAUUGGAAUGUGUUUUGAAAGUUUGGGAUCUGGCGAGGAAAAGGCUUUGAAUUAUCCCAGUGAUGUUCUGUUCUAGACUGAGAGCACUGAUUAGAAGAUCACGCCACAGAAUUUUGAAGGGUGUCAUAUACUUGUUAUUUUUAUGUGUGUGUGUGCUAGAGUGUGCAUGAUGCUGGUAUGUGUCCAUACACACUCACAUGCUUACACAAACACAAAACAGUACAGACCAUCCCUGAAACUCAAUGACCUAUAAUAUGUACUGUAUUUGUUGGUAAGCAUUUAGAUGAAUGCAGAUAUUGUCCCUCCUGCAAAGACACUAGUUGACUGACAUUGGAUUAAUGCACACUGCCAACAGUACAGUUGUACAGAAAGUGCUUUGUGGUGUGUUUGUGUAUGUGUGUGAGUUUGUUUAUGAGUGUAUGUAUACUGUGUAUAGUAAAAGGAUAUAGUCAUUGGAUAUAUAGACAGUGCUAAAUGUCCAGUGUUUCUACUUGGAGUCGUACUUAAGAGAAUCUUGCAAUUUGCACAUCAGGAGGAGGGAGAAAGGUGGAGACAUAAUUUUUAAUGGCCCUGUCCUGAAACGAGCCCUAGACCAUGUAAAACACUGGAGGAGACCAGGGUUUUUGUUCCUCAACAGGCACUUGUCACAUUGUAGAGGAAAAGUUUCUACAUCAACGCAGUUAAGGUCAAAUUACAUUUGAGUUUUUACGACCAUAACCAUAGCUGUAAAACAUAAUUUUAACAUGUGCCUGCCUACUGAAUUUACUGACCUUAGUUAAAGAUAUACCAUUUGUAGUGUGUCUGAAGGAAAAUUUAUACUUUUUGUCCACUUUUCCUGCUGUUGAAACCAUGGUGUAGGGACUAGGGUUCAGUUUUGAACUCGGUUUGUGCUUUCAGCCAGCUGAAACCCUAUUUUCCUAAGAUGUAGCAGUUACCUCAACAGAUGUGCUUGCUUGGUUGUCCCAACAUUUAGAGCUUUUUAAGCAAAGCUUUGUAAGUUGAACAUCCUCACAGGCUCUUUCUUGCAUAUGAAAGCCCAAAUUCUGUUCUUUUUCUGAGCUUGGUUUUUGAGGUGAAAUGUGAAGUGUGUACCACCUGAUGAUUCUUUGAUUAUACUGCAUAUAAAAAGGUUUAGUCUCCAAAUGCGCAGAUGUUUUAUAUUUAAAUUUUGACAUAAAUGAAAAACAAAAUGAAAUUGGCAGUUAUUAAAUCUAUGAUGGUGGACACAUGUGGUCUGGGAUUCAGUAUGUUCUGAUUGUAUGGUGCCAUUAAAUGUUUCUCUCAUGCUGCAUGUAACAAUACAGUAUGAUCAUGCACAAUAGUUUGAUUAUCAUGUACAGGUUGCUGGCAUAAUGGUGUUGGUAGGUGGAGAAGAAGUGGCUUCCUGCAGGCAUAUCUGUUGAGCUUUCUACUCAGCCUCUGUAUUUAGGUGUUGUUAUAUGGCAGAGAUAUUUUUUCGUUGGCAGCAUCGUCGGGUGCCUCCAAGAGGUGGAUCAGUCGUAUUUCCAUCCAACUGAUUAUAUAGGUUUAGCUGUGUGGGGCAAUGCUGUUUCAGGUGGUGGGAGUUUACCAGGGUGAUGGCAGGAGGGAUGUGUGCUCAGAUGGAUGAGGAAUGGAUGGAUAGGUGGUUGAGUAAAUGGGCAGAUGGAUUGUGAUGGUGAUGGUGAGUGAAUGAGUAGACCCCUUAUGAGAUUUGAAAAUGAUUUAUUUUUUAUAAUAAAACAGGGUUUCUCAGAUCAACACCAUCACAUUAGUGCAUUUUCAUUUCUUCCUUUUCCUACUGAAACAUCAUGAUCAUUUGUAGUAGAAAUAGUAGUGUGUGUGUGUGUGUGUGUGCAUGUUUUGCAAUUUCUGUGUGUGCGUGGCUGUGUGUUUUGUAAAUGUAUGACCAUGUACUUUAUUUUUUGUCCAACCCCAACAAAUGAAAAAGCAGAACCACAACAUCUAAACGAACCUUUCAGCCACUCAGACCAUCACAACCUUUACAGUCAGUCAGGUUAAAAACAAAAACAUUUUUAACCAAAGCCAUAUGAUGCUUUGGUUACUUUGGAAAGCAAUAGUACAACAAUAUUGAGGCACUCUCCUCAUGUAUGAGUGGAACACACACACACACACACACACACACACAGUGUCAUUCCACUCUAACUCUCUGCAAUAAACAUUAAAUAAUAAUCCUCUAGCAUUGCAACCAAAGCAACUCCUUUCUUCCCAUAGAGAAAAUACAAUCUUGUCAUAUACUGGAAAAUGUUUUUAAAUGCUAAUAUACCUGAACAGGACUCACUUCAGUUAACACUAUUCCCCUUACCAUAAAGUACAUUUAAAUCUUUAGAAAUUGCAGUCGCAACACUAGUUGCUAGUUUUUCAGGGAAGUGUCUCAUAUAUGCAGUAACUGAACAUAACCCCUAAAACCUCCACUGUCUCAGCUGGUCAUAAACUCUGUUGUCAUGCAGGUGAGCAUAUAUCACAUGCACCUGAAAUAACCAGCAGACAUUUUGACUCCGCCCAGGUCUGCCUCUUGCCAUGACUCCCGUAAUGACCUCGUUAACUUUGUUUCAGGUACCCAAUGAUAGCCAGCCAGCCUCACAAGCACCUCCUCCUGAGGCAAAGCAAUCGAUUAACCCUCAACAACCGUUAGCUACCUUUCAGUGUGGCCUGGCCUGGAUAUAGCAGGGCUGGGCUGGACUGCCUGUUCCCCCUCGUAACAUCAUCUUUUGAUAUUCGGUCUCCUUUUCACUACUAGCUUAUACAGGUCAUUGUGUUUAUACUUCAGUGGAAAUGCAUGCUUAAUAACAGACUGCGAAACAAAGCAAUCUGAAAUGUAGACACAUUGUGAAUGCAGGAGAGGGAACUGCACAUCAUGGCAAGGUUUCAACAUUUUUUGAGGGUUUGGUGUAGUUUUAAUUUUAAGAUAAUCCCAAGUUUAACCUUUUUAUCCCCUUGAAAUGUACCACAAUGUGCAAUACUUAACAUUCUGCCCCCCACCCCCAUUGUUGUGCCAAGUGUAUGUAGCAUAGUCCUACUCCAGUGUCUCAUCCUUGUUAAUGGCUUGUGUAUUUUACUGUCUGUUGAUGUGUGUGUCACAUCUGUAAAACAAGAGUCAGGAUGUUUGUGAAGAGAAACAAAACCAAUGGAGAGUUUGUCUGUACUUCUCUUUCCCUUUUGUCCUUGCGGCCUUCCUAAAUUUGAGUGUGUGAGAGAUUGUCAUGUGUCACCAUAUGUCAUGUGUGUAGCAUGUGUGCUUAUGUACACUUGGUGUUCAAAUGUGUGUGAGCGCGUUAGGGUUGUGUGUGUGUGUGUGUGUGUGUGUGUGUGUGUGUGUGUGUGUGUGUGUGUGUGUGUGUGUGUGUGUGUGUGUGUGUAACGGAGUGUUUUCUCCUCUAAUUGUCUGUGAGAUCAUAAACCCUGAUCCUCGACGGUUCGCGGUGAGACCCACAGAAAAAAAAGAAACCUCAUUGUUAGUGGGGACCACUUUUUGUAAAAAAGACAGAGAAAAAAAGAAGAAAAAAAACCAACAACCAACCAACAGAGAUGCACAUGUAAGUAGAUGUAAAAGACUUGAUAAUGUUUCAGCACUUUCUAAUCCUAGGAUGGGCUUGGUCUAACCCCUCUGUCUCAGACCGAUACCUUCCCUAGGGGUAACAUUCAUUCAAAACAGACAGAGAGAAUGAGAAUGAAAAAUAAGGGGGGUGAGUAAGGACGAAAAAGAGAGAUGGCUCAGUUUAAGUUUUUGCACAUCACCUAGCCGUAACCUUGUGUUGAUCUGUCUGUGCUCCAUCUCGCUUGGCGCCCGGCGCGUUCUUGGGUCCAACGGGCCGAGGUGUUAGGUGGUUCCUUGGUUCUUUUCUACUAGGAAAACCUUUUCUCAUGGAAUGCAUCCCUUCUUUUGUUGUGUUUGUUUGGAAUCUUUUCCACCCUACACCAGCCAGGCUGCGCCGUCAAUUAGGUUUUGUUUUGUUCACAUUUUGAGUUCUAAUUUGGCGGAUAUGUUUGUAAGGAGUUCAGCACAGCUUGGUUUGGUUGUGUGGUGUGAAAACGGUGCGUACAAACCUUUGCUUUGUUUGCAUUAUCUUUGGUGCAGGAGCUUUUUCUGUGUUUUUGGUCUCCUUGUAGCACUCAAUAUAAUGUCAGGGGACUUAAAACUAUGUAGAGAAUGUGUCAUUGUUGAGUUUUUAUGACAAGCUUCCUCACUGGAGGAACACUGCUAAAGUCGUCUUUUUAAAAAAAAAAUUGGCUUCUUGCACAAUUUUACAAAUAAAAUGAAUGUUGGUGUGUGAGCUUUGACUUUUCGAUCAGAAAAAAAGGCAUGUGUGCUCUUUGUUUCUUGAUGUUUGUACUUUCAUUUUGCAAAAAGGAUGUGUUUUUGGCACUUUGUUGUGUUUUAAAAGUGAACAGAAUUCGAUCAGGAUUCCUUUUUGUUUUCUUUUUUUGUAUGACGUCGUCAAUGUCCAUAGCGCUGGAUAACCAACUCAGGCAGAAAGAAAAAAAAAAUUGUAGAGGCCCACUUAACAGUUUAGUUUCACCCCAAUCACUUUACAUAGUGGGCUGUUUCAUAUGAGUUAUAAGAUAUGUAAAUUUAUUACAUAUAAUUUGAUAUGAUUAACAAAUGUCAUUAUUGACAAUUAACUAUGAAUUAUUAUUAUUAUGAUAUUAUGUGUAUUAUGCUGGAGAUGGCUUGGAUUACUCUUCAGUGUACUGAACGUCUUUAUUCUGCCUCUGUGCAAGGCGACAAACACAGCAGGGGACAGGCUGUAUGGUUCGUGACCUCUGACCCUGCCACAGAGGGGGGUGGAGCUUAUCUGUCAGCUGUGGCGCAUUUGAUUCCUCCCCCUGUUCUGAACACUCAGCCCUGAGGCUAGCAACCAGUCUGUCUAGAUGUUUCUCUGCUAACCUGUGACACCAAGUACAGAACUGAAACUUUUUGGCCCAUGAGACGGUGGCAGAGAACCAGACAUCAGCACAGACCUGCACGGACAGUCUGGCCUGCAGGGGGCCACAGCAGUUCCCAGACAACUUGUUUGUACUAUAUUGUACUCACCAAGUCCCUGUGUCUCACCACCCCUUUCCUCUAUAGCAAUGGAGAAACCCUGUUGGUGUAUGUAUUUGACAUCUGUACAAAUGCACCUCUUUGAAAAAGAAAAUGAAACCUUGACAUAUCUGGAA